Messenger RNA from Setaria italica (foxtail millet), 1857 nucleotides. RefSeq names its product CBL-interacting protein kinase 17. Gene Ontology annotation, biological process: signal transduction; protein phosphorylation. The record is from RefSeq and is a predicted model, not a curated record. Lineage: Eukaryota; Viridiplantae; Streptophyta; Magnoliopsida; Poales; Poaceae. The transcript is spliced from 12 exons. Gene Ontology annotation, molecular function: ATP binding; protein kinase activity. The coding region runs from base 235 to 1653 and encodes 472 amino acids.
CCCUCCAUUUCCCGAUCGACCUCCCUUCCUCCUCCCCCGCCCCGUCCCCGACCUGCCCAGCGCCCGCCGCGCCAGAUUCGAAUCAAGCAAGCCAACCACCAGAGCCCCAGUCCAUCCAGUAAAAGCAGCGGGCAGGAAUCUCGGCGAGGUUCGCGGCCGCCGGUGCGUGGCGCGCAGGCAAGGUUGCCCUCUAUCGAUCAUCCGUCCGUCGCUCCGGCCUACGGAGUACAGAUAAUGGUGAGCGGCGGCGGCGACGGCGGCGCCGGCGCGGUGGACGAGCGCGGGCGCGGCGGGGCGCUGCUGGGCGAGUACGAGCUGGGGCGGACGGUCGGGGAGGGCAACUUCGGCAAGGUGAAGCUCGCGCGGCACCGCGGCACGGGUGCGCACUUCGCCGUCAAGAUCCUGGACCGCGCCCGCGUCCUCUCCCAGCGAAUCGGCGACCAGAUACGCCGGGAGAUCGCCACGCUCAAGCUGCUCCACCACCCCAACGUCGUCCGCCUGCACGAGGUUGCUGCUAGCAAAACCAAGAUUUACAUGGUGCUUGAGUUUGUCAAUGGGGGCGAACUGUUCAACAGGAUUGCCAUCAAGGGAAAACUCUCGGAGCAAGAAGGAAGGAGGCUCUUUCAGCAGCUGAUUGAUGGUGUCAGCUAUUGCCACGAAAAGGGUGUCUACCAUAGAGACCUCAAGCCUGAGAAUGUUCUUCUUGACACAAAGGGCAACAUCAAGAUAUCUGAUUUUGGCCUCAGUGCUUUACCACAACAUCUUGGGAAUGAUGGGUUGCUGCAUACAACCUGUGGUAGCCCCAAUUACAUUGCCCCUGAGGUUCUGCAGAAUAGAGGAUACGAUGGAUCCUUGUCAGAUAUCUGGUCUUGUGGAGUGAUUCUUUAUAUGAUGCUCGUAGGAUACCUUCCAUUUGAUGACCGGAAUAUCGUUGUUCUUUAUCAGAAGAUUUUUAAGGGUGACACUCAGAUCCCAAAGUGCCUUUCUCCUGGCGCACAAAAUCUUCUUCAGAGGAUUCUUGAGCCCAACCCAAUGAAGCGGAUCACCAUGGCUGAGAUCAAGACGCAUGAAUGGUUCCAGAAGGAUUAUGUUCCUUCUGUUCCCUUCGACAGCGAUGAUGAAGAUUCACAGCUUGAUGUAGUUCUUCCAGCCAAAGAGGAAAUUAAUCAACCACCUGCGGAUAAGACUACUCAUCAGAUCAACGCUUUUCAGUUGAUUGGAAUGGCAUCAUCCCUUGAUCUUUCAGGGUUUUUCGAGGAAGAGGACGUGUCUCAAAGGAAGAUCAGAUUCACAACAACGCAUCCACCUGAGGAUUUGUUCGACAAGAUUGAACGUUCUGCAAGCGAAAUGGGCUUCCAAGUACAGAGGGGGCACGGCAAGCUCAAAGUGACGCGGAACUGCACUGGAACAAAGAAUCCUAAGAACCCUGCCUCAUUUCUUGUCUGCACCGAGGUGUUUGAGCUUGGCCCCUCUUUGUACGUUGUAGAGCUCAAGAAGUCCCAUGGAGAGCCUGCACUGUACAGACAGCUCUGCGAGAGGAUCGGCAGUGACCUGGGUGUGUUCAAGAUGGAGCAGAUCUUUGGGACACGGCCGGUUGCCGAUGAUCUUGCGAGCUUGGACAAUCGAUCCGCGACGCCUUUGGUGGCAUUGUGACCAAGGCUGCCCCCCUGCCGUGAUGUAGCUUGAGAUCUAGGGAAGGCGAAGCAGUUCAGCUGCAAUGCAGCGAGGAACGGUUGUAGGAUCACAGUUCGCCUGAAAUAGGGGAGAAGAUAAAAUAGUGUAGGAUCAUGCAGUGUAAACAAUGCCAAACAGAAUGUGAAAUCAAAUAAAUGGAUUGUUUUCGGUGGCAUACAUCAA